GUGGCGUUAAGAAUUUAUAAAUAUAUAUCAGAUGACAACAAUCACUGAUCAGACCACCGGAACUAAGAAGGCUUGUGUCAUCGGUGGCACAGGAAACUUGGCCUCUAUUCUCAUCGACCGUUUGCUUCGAAAUGGCUACGAAGUUAACACCACCGUUAGAGAUCCAGAAAAUGUGAAGAAAAUGGCAACCCUUAGGCUAAUUCAAGAGCAAGGGAACCUUAACAUCUUUAAGGCGGACUUAACCGAUGAAGGGAGUUUCAAUUCACCAAUCUCAGGCUGUGAAUAUGUUUUCCAUGUCGCAACGCCAAUCAGCUUUACAUCUCAAGAUCCCGAGAGAGACAUGAUCAAUCCAGCGAUACAAGGAGUGAUCAACGUGUUGAAAUCUUGCUUAAACUCCAACUCAGUCAAGCGCGUGAUCUACACUUCUUCAGCUGCUGCGGUUUCUAUCAACAAUCUUCCAGGACCUGGACUUGUGAUGACCGAAGAAAACUGGUCUGAUAUUGAUUUUCUCAGAAAGGAGAAGCCGUUUAACUGGGGUUACCCAAUCUCAAAGGUGUUAGCGGAAAAGGCAGCUUAUCAAUUUGCGGAAGAGAAUAAAAUCGAUCUCGUUACCGUUGUUCCAGCACUCAUAGCUGGAAACUCUCUCCUCGAUGAUCCUCCCAGCAGUUUAUGUCUCUCCAUGUCUUUGAUUACCAAAAAAGAAAUGCAUCUGACUGCUUUCAAGGAAAUGCAGAAGCUAUCUGGCUCCAUUUCGUUCAUCCACGUGGAAGACCUAGCUCGUGCCCAUCUGUUUCUUGCGGAGAAAGAAACAGCUUCUGGUCGCUACAUUUGUUGUUCUCACAACACAGAUAUUCCAGAGCUUGCGGAUUUUCUCAGACAAAGAUAUCCUGAGUACAAUGUUUUGUCAGAAUUUGAAGAGUGCUUAUCAAGUGCGAAACUGAAGCUAUCCUCGGAAAAGCUCAUCAACGAAGGCUUUCGAUUUGACUUUGGGAUCAAUGAGAUGUAUGAUGAGAUGAUGGAGUACUUUCGGUCAAACCCAUGGGCCUAAAGAAUCUUGAUUUUCCUGUGCUGUAAAAUGAUUCCUAUAAAUAUGAUUCCUAUAAAUGGCUUUAAAUAAUAUGUUGGUUUAUUUUAUGUCUAUUUACACAAAACAUAUAUUACUUGCGAAGUUUGUGGAUUGUUAAUAAAAUUUAUGUGUGGAU
Messenger RNA from Raphanus sativus (radish), 1202 nucleotides. RefSeq names its product anthocyanidin reductase-like. Gene Ontology annotation, molecular function: oxidoreductase activity, acting on the CH-OH group of donors, NAD or NADP as acceptor; anthocyanidin reductase activity. The coding region runs from base 32 to 1048 and encodes 338 amino acids. NCBI's taxonomy places the organism in Eukaryota, Viridiplantae, Streptophyta, Magnoliopsida, Brassicales, Brassicaceae. The record is from RefSeq and is a predicted model, not a curated record. The transcript is spliced from 6 exons.